UAGAGGAGCUCAGUUUAACGAACGCCGCUGUACACGCGCACGUUAGCGCUUUCCACCCUUCAAAAAAUUUUCCUUCAUCGAAGGCGCUUAAUUAGGGCUCCUAAUUUCUGAUAAUCACUCUUCGUCUCCAUUCUCCACACACACACAAACAAAAGUUUUAAAUAUAUAUGUACAUAGAUUCAUACACAGAUAUUGAGAUAUAUAUAGAUAUAAAUAAUUUGGUGAAAGGGAAUUUUGGAUUUGCAGAACUGCAAUGGUGAGAACUGUUAACAGCCGUGUAGAAGACGAAGAAAGUCCCGACAGCUUUUCUCCUACAGAGCGGAGAAGAGUUGAUCAGAAGGGGAAUUGCCACCGGUCGAAGCAUUCGGAGACGGAGCAGCGUAGAAGACUCAAAAUCAACGAGAGAUUUCAAAUUUUGAGGGAUCUCAUACCAGAAAAUGAUUCGAAGCGCGAUAAAGCUUCAUUCUUAUUGGAGGUUAUACAGUAUAUCCAGUUUCUACAUGAAAAGCUUCAAAUGUACGAGGGUUCGUGUGAAGGUUGGAGCCCUGAGCCCACAAAAUUGACACCAUGGAAAAGUAAUUCUGGACCAGUUGAAAGCUUUGUCGACCAAUCUCAUUUUGAGAGCCUUUUAUCUGGUCAAGAAGACAAUGUUUUGCCGUGCCCAACAUCUCUAAGUAACGCAGAAAACUCGGUGCAAUUAGAUUUGACGGGAGAUUCCUUACAUAAAUCAACAGAUGUAUUACAAACAGCACCAAAUCAAGGUCUUCCUCUGAACAUACCACUGCAACCACCUAUGUUCGAGACUGUGCCUACACAAAUCCAUCAAGAAUCUUUCCCCGAUGCCGAGCAAUUCGUCCAGCUGGCAAAACCCCCCUUUCUGCGAGGGGGUUCAUAUAUGGAUCCCUGUCCUUUUCCUAUCAACUCUGCUGAUGUGGAAGAACUGAAGACCGAAAAUGGAGAAGCUAGCGUCUCGAGUACCUAUUCUCAAGGGUUAUUGAGUUCCUUAACAAACGCAUUACUAUCAUCAGGGGUGGAUUUAUCCCAAGCCAACAUUUCGGUGCAACUUGAUAUGAAAAAACACACAAACGGCAGAAGUGCUCCAGCAGUUCUUGAAAAGAAUCACGAGAAUCUGCGCAGCUUCCAUCCAGUACCUCCUGUGCUUAACACCGAUAAUUAUGAACACACUCACAAGAGGUUCAGAGCAGAUCAAAGAUAGUGUGUUCGAUUAUUACUUUCCGUUUCAUAGUAUAUUCAAUUUAUUUCUGCUUACCUCACUGUUUUUGCUAGAGAGGGAGCCGAAUUUGUUCAAAUCAAAUGUGUAUGCUCUUCUAGAUUCUUCUAGAAACUACAUUUCUUUUAUUUUUAAAAGUAUUAUUAAUUGCUUUUAUCAUGGGAAACCUACCUACCUCUUUGGUAAUGUCUA
Erythranthe guttata (spotted monkey flower) is the source of this 1423-nucleotide messenger RNA. It is a transcript of the gene BIM3, whose product is annotated as BES1-interacting Myc-like protein 3. Gene Ontology annotation, molecular function: protein dimerization activity; DNA-binding transcription factor activity. The record is from RefSeq and is a predicted model, not a curated record. Gene Ontology annotation, biological process: DNA-templated transcription. Lineage: Eukaryota; Viridiplantae; Streptophyta; Magnoliopsida; Lamiales; Phrymaceae.